AGCAGUUUUCAACCAACACUCCUCAACAAUGGCAUUCAAGUUCGUCCUCUUCGCCGCGUGCGUGGCUGUGGCCCGCGCCGGAGUCCUCCCCGCCGCGCCAGUGGCGUACGCCGCCCCCGCGGCCUACGCUCACGCCCCCGUGGCCUACGCCGCCCCCGCUGCGUACGCUCACCCCGCCCCCCUGGCCUACGCCGCCCCCGCUGUCGCUAAGGUCGCCGCCCCCGUCGCCUACGCCCACGCCCCCGUUGUCGCAAAGGCCGUUGCCGCCCCCGUCCUGGCCAAGACCGUCGUCGACACCGACUUCGACCCCAACCCCAGCUACGCCUACAACUACGACAUCCACGACACCCUGACCGGCGACGCCAAGAGCCAGCAGGAGUCCCGCCAGGGUGACGUCGUCCAGGGCUCCUACUCCCUGGUUGAGCCCGACGGCAGCCGUCGUACCGUCGAGUACACCGCCGACCCCGUCAACGGCUUCAACGCCGUCGUGCACAAGGACGCCCCCGCCGUCGCCGUCAAGGCCGUCGCCGCCCCCGUCGUCGCCAAGGUCGCCGCCCCCGUCGCCUACGCCGCCCCUGCCGUGCACGCCGCCCCCGUGGCCUACGCCGCCCCCAUCGCCAAGGUGGCCGCCCCCGUCGCCUACGCCGCUGCCCCCGCUGUCUACCACCACUAAGUUCCUAUUGCCCCUAUUUAUUCAAUCCAAAAAAAAAAUGAAACAAAUAAAUCAAACGUAAAAACAUGACUUAAA
This is a messenger RNA of Thrips palmi, 748 nucleotides long. RefSeq names its product cuticle protein 21-like. The record is from RefSeq and is a predicted model, not a curated record. The coding region runs from base 29 to 673 and encodes 214 amino acids. Lineage: Eukaryota; Metazoa; Arthropoda; Insecta; Thysanoptera; Thripidae. The transcript is spliced from 2 exons. Gene Ontology annotation, cellular component: extracellular matrix.